Messenger RNA from Seminavis robusta, 2510 nucleotides. The record is from the annotation of a GenBank genome assembly. Lineage: Eukaryota; Bacillariophyta; Bacillariophyceae; Naviculales; Naviculaceae.
CUCGAGUGUUGCCUGCCAUGUCGUUCUUCAGAAUCGAUCGAAUCAACACUGUCAGCCGUGUUGUGUUGUCAUCAAUCAAGGAAUCGAAUCGAAUCCAUCGAACUGUGUUUGCUGUCUCUGUGCUUGCUGUCUUGUCUGGCCACAAUAGGUUUUCGCCAUGAAGACCAAUCGAAACACACCUUCUCGCCGACGCCCUGGUCUCACUUUGAAGUGUCCUUCUUCUCCCUCUCAUCACAUUCCUUUCCGACCCCAUUACCCUUACCACUAUCAUCCCAAUCAACAUCACUUACCACACAAUCAUCGAUCGGACACUCCCCACUCCAAAUCAACCAUUGAUGGACGCUCCAUGCUAUCACCCUUCUCGCCUGACAUUUCCAUGGCGGCAAACAACACAUCAACUUCAUCAUCACCACCCAUGGUCUUUGCUCCCAUUCGAUCACCUCCGGAAAAACUCAUGGAACACUUCAACUACGCCGUGUCGCUUCAACGAUCCAUGAUGAAAUACGAUGGACAACACUACACUACACAGAUCUCGGCCGAUAAAUCGGCGGACCUAGAAAUACUCAGUGCUCUCGGCGAGGGCUCGUUUGGGGCCGUUUACAAGGCAAACCACAUACCCACGGGCGCUACCGUUGCCGUCAAAGUCAUUCCCAAUGCGGGAAGCAAUCCCAGCGAAGAUGAAAAAAUAAAGGGAGAAAUCGACAUUCUCAGUAGGUGCGACUCUCCUUACAUUGUCGGAUACUUUGAAUGCUUUAUCAAACCACCGACCAACAAACCGGGAGAAAUGUGGAUUGUCAUGCAGCUAUGUGAAGGAGGAAGUAUGGUCGAUCUUAUCGAAGCCAGUGCGGGCUUUUUGUUGCCAGAGGACUGUGUGAGAGCUGUCUGUGCAUCCAUUGUUUUGGGAUUGGAGUACUUGCAUGGUGUCGCCAACGUCUGCCAUCGUGAUAUCAAAUGCGGUAAUGUCCUUCUCACACAAGAUGGACACGUUAAAUUGGCGGAUUUUGGUGUGUCGGCGGAACUCACAAACACGAUCAAUAAACGAAAGACUGUAGUCGGAUCUCCCUAUUGGAUGGCACCUGAGGUCAUUCGAGAGUCUCACUACGACGGACGAGCGGAUGUCUGGUCGUUGGGAAUCACGGCAAUCGAAAUGGCCGAAGGAGCACCGCCACAUUCUAAUCUGCAUCCACUUCGGGCCAUCUUUGUCAUCCCGACGAAACCGGCUCCCACACUGGCCGAUCCCGAUAACUGGUCCCCCGAAAUGUUGGACUUUGUAAGAUGUUGCUGUCAAAAGGAUCCUAACCAAAGACAUGAUUCGGCGCUGCUCAGUGCUCACCCCUUUGUUAAACAAGAAGUCAUUGCCUUGCGGGCCAUGCACUUGGGAGAGGUCCACACGGCCAAUGCUGAUGCCAGAGCCAAGUACAAGAAAUUUGCAGCAGCACAAAAACGAGCACCAGGGUUGCUGGCCAUUCGGAGAGUAAUGGAGCAAAUGAAAAAACAAAUGGACGGUGUCGUGGAGAGACGCGGCAUGGGGAAGGAAGGAGAUUCAAUUGCAGCGAAUAGCGAGAACAAGCUUACGGCUGGUUCGGGAAUUAAUGUGGGAUCACUGGCGGAUUCGGAUUACGAAAGUGAUGUUGGGACUGUGCAGAUCAGAUCUUCUGGGCAUCAAAGCAACGAUGGAGGGACACAACCCAGUCUCAGCGCCAAUCUUAAUGGCUUGAGCAAUGUCAUCCCUGCAAACCAAAGCGAGCCAUUCAUUUUCACUCCAGACUCGGAACAAUACAGAUUUGCGAGUGCGCCUCUUGAUAUGACUCCAGAACUUCAGCACGAUGAACAAUUUCAAUCCGACCUGCGGGCUCUGGCCAAGACGUUUGAAACGAAAUUGGCAGCUCUACGUGCCGCACAUGAAUUGGCUCAACAAAAACUCAUUGCAGAUGCGAAACUUCGAAACCACAUGCCCAUGGACGUUCGUGACUUGAUGGACAAGGCAGCAGAACGGAACCAAAAAGAACAAGCUAGCCGACACGCCAUGAAAGAAUCGUCGCACUUGACAGUGAUACAAGGUGCCAUGAAGCAGGUCGACGCUGAAAUGAAAGCGCUCGCGAACCCCCCUCCUCCUCCCGAACAAUCAAUGAAACAGUCACAAACGGAAUCCGAAUCGAAUCAACCAUAAAGGUUGCUGAAAGAAAGUCGUUGCAACGCAACAACAACUGAUAUGCGGAACUGCUUCUGAUAAGUGAAUAGAGGAAUGAAAGAAGCAAUCUCCACAUGGAUGGUGUCUCGUGAGCUCUGUCGUUCUUGAAGGAUUGCAGGGGACUUCACUGCGUCAUUCCAUUUCUAGAUGAUCCCAUCAAUUGCAUGAUCAUCAAAUGCGUGUUUUACACAAGGCAGCCCUCGUAAAUGAAUGGUAUAUUAUAGUCCAUUACUGCGUCUUUCUGUAUAUGUGACUGGGUGUAGUGGCGGAUUCGAUUCGAUGCUGCGACGGAUGGCGGAUUUCUUUCGCGACGCCCCCG